Messenger RNA from Fraxinus pennsylvanica, 2679 nucleotides. The record is from the annotation of a GenBank genome assembly. Lineage: Eukaryota; Viridiplantae; Streptophyta; Magnoliopsida; Lamiales; Oleaceae.
AUGAAUUACAGGUUCCAAAACCUGCUCGGUGCCCCCUAUCGUGGCGGAAACGUUGUAGUAGUCAAUAAUUCAUUGCUAAUCUCACCCAUCGGUAACCGUGUCGCCGUCACCGACCUCGUCAAAUCCGAAACCAUAACACUCCCUUGCCAGUCCUCCACCAAUCUCCGCCGCAUCGCCGCAUCGCCCGACGGCGUCUUCCUUCUUACUGUUGACGAGAACAACAGAUGCCUUUUUAUCAACCUGCCACGCCGUGCCGUCCUCCAUCGCAUCUCCUUUAAGCACCCUGUUUCCACUGUCAAAUUCAGCCCGGAUGGUAAUUUCAUUGCUGUUGCUGCUGGGAAGCUUCUUCAGAUAUGGCGUUCUCCUGGAUUCAAGAAGGAAUUUUUCCCGUUUGAGCUGAUAAAAACAUUUGCGGAAUGUAAUGAUAGGAUUACUUCGCUGGAUUGGAGCCCUGACUCUGAGUUCAUACUCGCUGGCUCUAAAGAUUUGACUGUAAGGCUUUUUUACUUGAAGCAAUCAAAGAAAAAGAGCUAUAAUAAGCCUUUCUUGUUUUUGGGCCAUAGAGAUGCAAUUGUAGGUGCAUUUUUCGGUGUUGAUAAGAGGACUAACAAGGUUACAAGAGUUUAUACUUUAUCACGAGAUGGGGCGAUAUUUAGCUGGGGAUAUAGCGUCAAUGAUGUUAAAACGGGAAGGAAUGAUUCAGAGCCCGAGUCUCCUGGGACACCGGAGCAAACGCAGGGAGAAGAUGGGGAAGGUGAAAAUGUAGGUAAUUCAUUGAAAAGGAAGGAUUAUGAUGGGAAAAAUGAUAAUUUUGAUGAUUUGGAUUCAUUUUCAUUGCAAAAAAUGAAAUGGGAAUUGUUGAAAAAGGAUUUUUUCAUGCAAUCACCGGCGAAAUUAAUCACAUGUGAUUAUCAUAGGGGGCUUGAUAUGGUGGUUGUGGGAUUUUCGAAUGGGGUCUUCGGGCUCUAUCAGAUGCCUGAUUUUGUGUGCAUCCACUUGUUGUCAAUUUCGAGAGAGAAGAUUACAACUGCAAUGUUUAAUGACCUUGGGAAUUGGCUGACAUUCGGGUGUGCAAAGCUUGGGCAGCUGCUUGUUUGGGAGUGGAAAUCUGAGAGUUAUAUAUUGAAGCAGCAGGGGCAUUAUUUUGAUGUAAACUCCAUUGCGUAUUCUCCAGAUUCACAGUUUUUGGCCACUGGAGCAGAUGAUAAUAAAAUCAAGGUGUGGACCGUUUCAUCUGGGUUUUGUUUUGUGACAUUCUCGGAGCACACGAAUGCAGUCACUGCACUACAUUUUAUGGCUAGCAACCAUUGUCUCUUGAGUGCAUCACUGGAUGGGACUGUUCGUGCGUGGGAUUUGUUUCGCUAUCGAAACUUCAGAACAUUUGUAACCCCUACACCUAAGCAAUUCGUUUCUCUAGCAUCAGAUCAGAGUGGUGAAGUGAUUUGUGCUGGAACGCUGGAUUCAUUUGAGAUAUUUGUCUGGUCAAUGAAGACUGGGAGGCUGUUAGACGUUCUCAGUGGACAUGAGGGUCCUGUUCAUGGAUUAAUGUUUUCUCCCACAAAUGCUAUUUUAGCUUCCUCUUCUUGGGAUAAAACUGUUCGCCUGUGGGACCUUUUUGAAGGAAGAGGUGGUGUUGAAAAAUUUGAUCACACGCAUGAUGUCCUUACAGUUGUUUACCGCCCAGAUGGCAAACAGCUGGCUUGUAGCACACUUGAUGGGCAAAUUCAUUUUUGGGAUCCACUACAAGGCUUGGAGAUGUAUACAAUUGAAGGCCGUAGAGACAUUGCUGGUGGACGUCUCAUGACUGAUCGCAGGUCAGCUGCUAACUCAACUGCCAGCAAGUGCUUCACAACCUUGUGUUAUUCUGCUGAUGGGAGCUACAUAUUGGCUGGUGGAAGUAGCAAAUACAUUUGUAUGUACGAUGUUGCUGACCAGGUACUGCUGCGAAGAUUCCAGAUAACCCAUAAUCUCUCACUAGAUGGGGUUCUUGACUUCUUAAACUCAAAGAAUAUGACAGAAGCAGGUCCAAUGGAUUUGAUUGAUGAUGAUAGAAGUGAUGGGGAGGAAGGUGUGGACAAGCAAACACAAAACAAAUUGGCAUAUGAUUUGCCAGGAUCAAAGCCUAACCAUGGAAGGCCAGUUAUUCGAACAAAGUGCCUGAGAAUUGCACCGACUGGCCGGAGUUGGGCAGCUGCGACCACAGAAGGAGUUUUAGUGUAUUCUAUGGAUGAGUCUUUUAUGUUUGAUCCCACUGAUCUUGAUAUAGAUGUUACACCAGAGGCAGUUGAUGCAGCUCUAAGAGACUAUCAACCAAAAAGAGCUUUAAUCCUUAGUCUGCGCUUGAAUGAAGAUACUCUAAUAAGGAAAUGUAUUAUCACUGUCGCUCCAGCAGAUAUACCAGCUGUAGCUUCAUCGGUCCCUUUAAAAUAUUUGCAGAGAUUAAUAGAGGCACUUGCAGAACUCAUGGAGAAUUGUCCACAUUUGGAGUUUAUUCUACGUUGGUGCCAGGAGCUCAGCAAAGCCCAUGGCCAUUCUAUUCAGCAGAAUUCUAGAAAUCUGCUUCCUGCUCUGAAAUCAUUGCAAAAGGCAAUUACUAGAUUGCAUCAAGAUUUGGCUGAUACAUGUUCUUCAAAUGAGUAUAUGCUUCGAUAUCUAUGCUCUACAAGAAACAAGAAAUAG